This is a messenger RNA of Hemiscyllium ocellatum (epaulette shark), 3298 nucleotides long. It is a transcript of the gene elovl7a, whose product is annotated as ELOVL fatty acid elongase 7a. The transcript is spliced from 7 exons. Bases 25 to 858 code for a protein of 277 amino acids. Gene Ontology annotation, molecular function: fatty acid elongase activity. The record is from RefSeq and is a predicted model, not a curated record. NCBI's taxonomy places the organism in Eukaryota, Metazoa, Chordata, Chondrichthyes, Orectolobiformes, Hemiscylliidae. Gene Ontology annotation, biological process: sphingolipid biosynthetic process; fatty acid elongation, saturated fatty acid; fatty acid elongation, polyunsaturated fatty acid. Gene Ontology annotation, cellular component: endoplasmic reticulum; endoplasmic reticulum membrane.
AGUAGAAUCUGCACGUAGUUCAAAAUGUCCUUCAAAGAACUGACAGCCCGAGCAGUGUUGCUGUAUGAUGAAUGGCUUAAGGAUGCAGAUCCCAGAGUUGAAGAUUGGCCAUUAAUGUCUUCUCCACUCCCACAAACAAUUAUCCUUGGAACCUACCUCUACUUCAUUACGUACUUGGGGCCAAAACUAAUGGAGAACAGGAAGCCAUUGCAUUUGAAACAAGCAAUGAUUGUGUACAAUUUUUCUAUUGUGAUCUUUUCAAUCUAUAUGUGUUAUGAAUUCCUUAUGUCUGGCUGGGCCACGGGAUAUUCGUUCCGUUGUGAUGUUGUUGAUUACUCCCGGUCACCUCAAGCCCUCAGGAUGGCCUGGACUUGCUGGCUAUUUUACAUUUCAAAGUUUAUUGAGCUAUCAGACACUAUCUUCUUUGUGCUUCGAAAGAAGAAUAGCCAAGUGACAUUUCUUCAUGUUUAUCACCACACCAUCAUGUCUUUCACAUGGUGGUUUGGAGUCAAAUUUGCUCCAGGUGGUCUAGGAACAUUUCAUGCUCUUGUAAACUGUAUUGUGCACAUAAUCAUGUAUACGUACUAUGGUUUAUCUGCAUUGGGGCCAUCUUACCAGAAGUAUUUAUGGUGGAAGAAGUACAUGACGACAAUUCAAUUGGUGCAGUUUGUGGUGAUUACUGUCCACAUUGGGCAGUUCUUCUUCAUGAAAAAUUGCCAAUACCAGUAUCCAGUCUUUCUGUAUAUAAUAUGCCUUUAUGGAGUUAGUUUUAUGGUUUUAUUCCUCAACUUCUGGUACUAUGCAUAUAUAAAAGGGCAACGAUUGCCAAAGAAUGCUACAAGCAAGUUGAAGCAGUAAAAAUAGCAAGAACUGGAAGAUACUUUGUCUAUGAUUGAACUUUAGACAAUAAUGAACGUGUAUGGCACACCAUUGGGCAUUGUAUGUUAUUCUUUUAAAAACUGGACAAUAUUUAUCUGUUUGAUUCUCUGAAAUUGAUUUAUUGAGGCAUGCUAAUGUAUAGCUGCUAAACAUGUGAAAAAUAUCAAAUCCAUUUAGAAUCUGACAACUUUGCAAACCCUAACCUAUGCCCUGGUAAUAUUUUCUGUCAUUGUGAUUGGUCUAGCUAUUAACGCUCUCUUCUGUCUUUUCUAAUUGUAUAAGAUGAUGCAAUUGAGAUGCCUUAUGUGUUAGGCCUACUUGCUAUGCAGAGUUUUGCAGCAGAGCAGAAUUAUGCUGCUGUUCAUGUUUUGGAAGCACUGAUACAUUUGGGCAACUUGAUCUCUGUUUUGGUUUGCAUUGCUACAGUAACUGGGAUUAACACAAACCCCAUCUUUUUUUUUGUUUCACAUAUGCUUAAACAGGAAUGAGAACUGGCAGGCCAGGUUUCCAGUUUGAACUAUUUCUUGCGUCCUGGUUAAUUACAAUUCAAAAGCAGUAGUAAGUUGGCUAAAUCUGUGUCAAUGCAUUUGGGAUAUUUUGCUAUUCUCUGUUUAGGUCAAAUGGAUGACAUAUAACUGUCUGCUUCAAUGAUGACGCUGACUUUGUUUUAUUAAGAGGAAUUAAUUUCCUACAUUACAUGUUUCUGUAAAACACUUGGGCUACAUAGUUUUUCAUUGAGUGUAGUUUAACUAGCUUUUUAAUUAAAACUUAUCACUAGUAAACAGUUAGUGAGCCCUGGUCUUGAAAUAUUUCAUUGUAGGAAUGCCAAACUUGACUGAACCAUUCCAUUCAUAACUGUCUUCAUUUGUUGAAAGUAGUUCUGCCUUCAAAGGUGUAGGUUUUUAAGCUCACAAGAAGGAUUUUUACCGAAGUGUUCUUUCUCCACUUUCUCGUGAUGCUUGCAAAUGAGUUUUGCUGUGGGUUUUGUGACAGACAGAAGAUUGGUAUUUAAGGAUAUUAGUAGAAAGUUGUGGAAAUUUAGCUUUUGCUUUACUUCGGAAAUUUCAGGGAUGUAGCAGUUUUAAAAAUGUGAACUUUCAAUUUUGAGGAGAUUUAGCUUGAGAUAGUUAACAUUUUUUAUUAAUGUUCAAGGUAAAAUGAUUCAAGGAGUAUCUGGAUCUUUGCAUUUGUUCAGAAGCAGCUACAAAUGUCUUCAAAAUUAUCCAUUCCAAAGAUAAAAUACCUUUUGCUUAUUGUUUUAUUUUUUUCUACGUAAUGUCCAAAAGUGUCUCUUUGUAUGUUCCUUCUUUAUUCAGAUGCUCCUUGGCAAUUGUGGUAAAUAAACAUUUUGGCACAAGUGACUGACUAUUUUUAUUCUAGAGAAGAAAACGGUGAGCAUAUUUCUGUCCUUUUCAUAGUAAAAAUGAUUGGAUAAUUUUCUCACCCAAAUCUUUAGUGAAGAAUUUCAAGUUAACAAUUUGCGCUCUCCCAAUUUUUGUUGAAAUGCACAGUAAACUCCUUUUACUGUGGAAGCGGUUUUGAAUUCCACAUUAAGAUCAAAAAUGUCUUUUCUGCAUUGCAAUGGCCAAAUCAGCAACUUAGUAAUGAAUACAUUGGUAGAACCACAAGCUGAGACAUACAGACUAGUGAAUGGUGACAUUUGAAAAGGGAGGGAAAAUGGAGAUGUUACUGUUCUAAUAAUCGGCUAUCUUAAGAUUUGGAUCGAAUGAGAGAUAUUUUGAGCAGCCUUGGUAUUUGUGCACACUGAUCCAGCACUUUCUUGAUUUUUGUUUUCAAAAUGUGCCAAUAGAGAAGAAAUUCUGCAAAAAUGUAUUCCCAACUGACUACAGUAUUCCUAAGUUAACUUUGUUCUUAAUUGACACUUUUUUUUGAGCUGUUAUGUAGCAUGCUGUAAGUCAAAUUUUCAGAGGAGUUGAAAACAGUAUCCAACACAGGUAUUGCAAACUGGAGCCCAUUUGUUUUAAUAAUAAGUUGGAAUGCACAAUAUAAGCACUGUGUAUUAAAGUGACCUUGAAAAAGAAGCAUUUCCAAUAUACUUGGUUGAGUUUUUCUUGACCAUUUAUAAACUUGAGUACUGUUAUUGCUGUAAGUUAAUAAACUUGAUUUAAAAUUGUGGUUUCAUACAAAAAAAGUAUGAAGCCAUUGGUGGAAAAUGAUUGUUAUACAUGUGUGUUUUAGAUUGCCACAAAUAGAGUAAAAUGUUAGAGAACAUAUGAUGGGUCUGGAAAAUUUGUACCUUGAUGUUUAUCAAACUGUGCUUAUUGCAGAUGAUUGUAUUGUAUCCAAAUUUUAACAUGUGUUUCCAAAUGAAUUAAUGUCUUUUGUAAGUAAUAUCACUUGCAAAUAAUGUAUUUUAAAAUUAUUUCUAUUUGCCCUCAAAUAAAAUCUAUUAAACUUA